Aspergillus aculeatus ATCC 16872 is the source of this 2153-nucleotide messenger RNA. RefSeq names its product alkaline phosphatase. The coding region runs from base 107 to 1918 and encodes 603 amino acids. Gene Ontology annotation, cellular component: fungal-type vacuole membrane. Gene Ontology annotation, molecular function: alkaline phosphatase activity. Gene Ontology annotation, biological process: dephosphorylation. The transcript has 2 exons. The record is from RefSeq and is a predicted model, not a curated record. Lineage: Eukaryota; Fungi; Ascomycota; Eurotiomycetes; Eurotiales; Aspergillaceae.
GUCUUCUUUCUCUCAUUUUCAACUUCCAUUAAAUACUCAGAUUUACUGUCACUACUGCGCAAUCAUACAUUUAUCUUUCGUCUUCUAGAGGCAACAGCACAGGAACAUGGCGCGACAAGAGCCACUCCUGGCCUCGCGCCCGUCCUCCGAUCGCUCGUCCAUCCGCAACGCCGAGGAAGAGGACGCUCUGCUCACCGGAGAACGCACCAACCGCAGUCAGGGCCGGGGCUGGACAUUCUGGAAAGACGUUGGUCUUUUCACAUGGGCCUUGCUCGCCACCGUCGCUGUGAUUGUUCUGUCUGUUGUCUAUCAGCACGAGGCAAGCCGAGUCAAUGAUCACUCCAAGCAUCCGUGGGGCCCCGGGGGGAAGCCGACCGGCAAGCGCAACCUGAUCUUCAUGGUGUCGGACGGUAUGGGCCCGGCCAGUCUCACCAUGACCCGGAACUACAAGCAAUACACAGAAGGGCUUCCGAUUGACGAUAUUCUCGUCCUGGACCAGCACAUUAUCGGUACCUCCAGGACGCGGUCGAGCUCCAGCCUCGUGACCGACUCCGCCGCGGGCGCCACGGCGUUCUCCUGUGGCUUCAAGAGCUACAACGGUGCCAUUUCCGUUCUUCCCGAUCACUCCCCUUGUGGGACAGUCCUCGAGGCGGCCGCUCUUGCGGGCUACAAGACCGGUCUGGUGGUGACCACCCGUAUCACCGACGCAACACCAGCCUGCUUCGCUUCCCACGUCAACCUUCGGCAGUAUGAAGAUCGCAUCGCGGAGCAGGAGAUCGGCGAGCAUCCUCUGGGCCGGGUGGUGGAUCUCAUCAUGGGCGGAGGCCGGUGCCACUUCCUGCCUAACUCGACUGAAGGAAGUUGCCGGGCUGACGAUCGUGAUCUUAUUGAGUUGGCGAAGACGAAUGGAUUCCACUACUUGAACGACCGGGAGGGAUUCGAUUCGCUGGACGGAGGCGCUGCCGUGAAGUUGCCGCUCCUGGGUCUUUUCGCCGAGAAGGACAUCCCUUUCGAGAUCGACCGCCGCAGCCAGAAUGAUGUGUAUCCGUCUUUGGAGGAGAUGGCCCGCACCGCGCUCAAGGCGCUCAGCGAGGCUACCGCUGACAGUGACAAGGGAUUCUUCCUCAUGAUUGAGGGUUCCCGCAUCGACCAUGCUGGCCAUGGAAACGACCCAGCUGCCCAGGUCAACGAGGUGUUGGCUUAUGACAAGGCUUUCGCGGCCGUCUUGGACUUCCUUGAGAAGGACUCUACCCCUGGAGUGGUGGUGAGCACGUCCGACCACGAGACCGGCGGUCUGGCUGCCGCGCGACAGCUCCAUGCUUCCUACCCAGAUUACAAGUGGCUUCCUGGGGUGCUAGCUAACGCUAGUCACUCGUCCGAAUACGUGAAUAAGAAGCUCCAGGAUUUCAUCGCCAAGGAAAGCGACUCCUCUGCACAGAAGAAGUUUGUCCGGAAAUUGCUGGAGAAGGAUCUCGGCAUCACAGAUGCCACCGAGGAGGAAAUCUGGGCCGUGCUUGAUCCCGACUCGCCAAUCACUCCCCAAUAUGUGUUCGCAGACAUUGUGAGCAGAAGGGCUCAGAUUGGAUGGGCGACACAUGGACAUUCUGCUGUUGAUGUGAACAUUUAUGCUUCCUCCACGAAGGAUGCCUGGCCUCUUCUUGGAAACAACGAGAACAUCGAUGUGGGAUCAUUCCUCACCAAGUAUCUCGAUCUUGAUUUGCAGCCCAUUACCGAUAAGCUGCAAGCGUCCGAAUACUGGUCCGUGGCCUCGUCAGAGCAUCAGGUCGACACAUCAUCGUUCGGCUGGCUGGGUGACCCACUCGGUGCCGAUGUCCGCACUGAGGGGAUGGACGCCUACCAUGGCGAGUUCAAGCGCUCGCUGACGGAGGGAGGCUGCAACUGCGGCGGUGCUCACUAGACUUAUAGUCGGCUGUAACAGGCAAAUGUAUACUCCUCAUUCUUACUUACUUCAACUGUCAUGUCAUGACAACUUUGCAUGGUCAUACUGGCGUCCGGGCGGCUGGAUCAUAACCACAACAACAACCACAUUCAUCAGGGCCAAUUGGUUUGUCUCAUUUCAUGGUUGGUCAAGUUCUCUACAUAGUCUUCUACGAUCGAAUAUUUACAUGAACAAGAUGAGCAUAAGCUUGGAG